AUCAAUAAAUAUAAUAUCGUGACUGUCAUCAAUAAACAUAAUAUCGUGACUGACAUCAAUAAAUAUAAUAUUGUGACUGACAUCAAUAAAUAUAAUAUUGUGACUGCCAACAAUAAAUAUAAUAUUGUGACUGACACCAAUAAAUAUAAUAUCGUGACUGUCAUCAAUAAAUAUAAUAUUGUGACUGACAUCAAUAAAUAUAAUAUUGUGACUGACACCAAUAAAUAUAAUAUCUUGACUGACAUCAAUAAAUAUAAUAUUGUGACUGACACCAAUAAAUAG
This is a messenger RNA of Lottia gigantea (owl limpet), 282 nucleotides long. RefSeq lists its product as hypothetical. The record is from RefSeq and is a predicted model, not a curated record. The transcript has a single exon. NCBI's taxonomy places the organism in Eukaryota, Metazoa, Mollusca, Gastropoda, Lottiidae. The annotation marks the transcript as partial.